This is a messenger RNA of Aegilops tauschii subsp. strangulata, 1125 nucleotides long. The record is from RefSeq and is a predicted model, not a curated record. NCBI's taxonomy places the organism in Eukaryota, Viridiplantae, Streptophyta, Magnoliopsida, Poales, Poaceae.
AUGAACUCUUUCGGCUACUUCCCCAUCUGCGGUGGAACCGCUCUACCGGCUGCGCCGAUCCAGACGCGUCCUCCCGCACCCGCCGGGUGUUACCCGUUGUCGCCACCAGCGCCUCCCCCGCAGCACCCGCACGGGGGAGGGGGUCGACGCAACCGGCGUGGCGGCGGUCGCCGCCGCCUGCAGCAGCAGUGGGCCCAGGACGCCGGGGGGGCGUCGCACUAUCAGCAGGCUUUCCCCGCUGGCCACCAGGCGUUCAUCAGCGCGCCCUUCCAGCCGACUGGCGCCGGCUACGGCGCCCUCCUUGCGCCGCCGCCCCUCGGUGGUUAUGGCCCGCCCGUCCCGGCGCCGUCCUACAGGGGCUUUCCGUCGCCGCCGGUUCCUGUGCCAUGGGACCCCACCCUCCUCGCCGCCCAGCACUCCGCGCCGUCGCCGAGUAGCUCUGUCAUUGGAGGCGACUGGUACAUGGACUCAGGUGCUACUGCGCACAUGGCAGCUCAUCCCGGUUCCUCCGGCUUCGGCCCCUUCGGCGCCGGCCCCCGCGCCCCCUUCAUGGAGCGAUGCGCGGCGGCAGCCCCCGGCGGCCCCCCGGCACGGCGCCCUCUGCCGCCACCACCUGGCUUCGCGACUCCCUCCCCCGAGGUCGAGUCCGAGCGGGCCCCCGGGUCCCCGUCUCCCUCAUACGAGGUUGAGCCCGGCACCUCGGCCGACGCUGCUACCGUCGCGGCCCCCGCCGCCGCACCUGGUGCCGCCGCCGCGGCACCCGCCGGCCCUGCUGCCCCGCCACUUGGCAUGACUACCCGUGCCCGAGCAGGAGUGCUUCAGCCCAGCACGCGCUACUCCGCCGACGAGUAUGCGUGCGCCGCCUCGACGUCGACGCCAUCACCCGUCCCCACCUCCGCUUGCGCUGCCCUUCGGGAUCCCCACUGGCUAGCUGCGAUGCAGGAGGAGUUCGACGCCUUACAGCGCAACCGCACGUGGCAGCUUAUUCCGCGACCCCCUCGUGCCAACAUCAUCUCUGGCAAAUGGGUGUUUCAUCUGUCUACACUGGGUACCAGCACGCAAACCCACUGUUUGUUGCCGCUUCUAAACUGGCUAAGAUCUAAACCAAUUCAUGCACGUAAAUAA